Molecule: messenger RNA, 810 nt
Organism: Caenorhabditis sp. 36 PRJEB53466
Lineage: Eukaryota; Metazoa; Nematoda; Chromadorea; Rhabditida; Rhabditidae
Source: the annotation of a GenBank genome assembly
AUGUCCUGGUUCCGUCCUCCGCCGCCGCACACUCAGCUCAGACCAUGGGUUCCGGAUGCGAUCUUCAUCCCGAUCUCUCGCGCCGUUGAGCGUGUGGGAGUGUUCUUCUACAACCGGUUCGUCUUUCUUCAACUUGAAAUUUUUUUAAAAUGGUUUUUUACCGAAAAAACUAUCAGCAGCGAUCGAGCGCCAAUGCGCGCUGUCAAAGUAUUGAUUUUCGAUCGGUAGUUGGUGGUAAUUUCCACGUGUGCGCUUCAAGAAAUACCCCGAAAUAAACGGCAAAUGAAGAAAAUAAUUAGACAAAUAACUGCCGAAACGGAAUUCCACGGAUCUUCCGAAAAUUGCUCAAUUUCCAUCUUUCAGUGUGUUGAACAAGACCGAAGUCGGAUUGUUCGACAAGAGAUGGAACAAGAACGUCCACGGACCGUACUGCCACUGGAGAUACUAUGGAAAGCGUAAGUUCCGCAAAUCCGUGAAGAUAAAGUUAAAAACGCUAUUUUUUCAGUCGACACCAAGUUCUUGGAUGUGAAGCUCGGAGAUCUGCCAGCGUGGAUCGCUCGCCGUGAGAAGACGCCAUCGGCCUUCUACAACGAGUUCAUGCGCAACAUCUGGAGAGUCCACAACCUCUACUACUCGGGACCGGUCUACAACAACACCGUAAGCUGCAAAAACUUCUGAAAAAUGCUAAAUUUCUCGUGCUUCUUUCAGGUCAAGGUCAUCUUCCGCUUCAUCUUCGCAUACUCGUUCCUCAACUGGCUCGUCAAGUCGCACCGUUACCUUGACUUCCAGAAGACCAUGUACCAUUGGUAG